AUGGAAAAUAUUUUAAAGAAUUGGAAGAACGUUUCUUGGGAAGAUAUACAGCUGCGUGUGGAUAGUGAGAUUAAAGCCAUAGGGAUACGACAAGAUGAAGGCGAAGAACGACGUAAAGUACUUGUUGAAGAAAGCAACAAAUAUCGCGAAAACACAAAUAAGGAGUCUCGUAAAGUCGCUAUACCACUUAUCAAGGCAUUCCAAAAUGAAGUGGAUCAUUUGACUCUCAGGGGUAAAGCUAUCGAAGCAGCAUUAAUUGAAAUCUGCUCACAACUUAUCACUUUAGCCGUUAUAUGUUUCUCUCUUCGUUUUCAAGGUAAUCUCAUGUCGGUCUUCACUGCGCCAUCUUUGUCUAUGUUUUUUUUUCUGACCGUAUCUCACAUUCUUUUACAGGCGAUUUUCCCUCUUUUCCACUUUAAGUGA
Angiostrongylus costaricensis is the source of this 423-nucleotide messenger RNA. NCBI's taxonomy places the organism in Eukaryota, Metazoa, Nematoda, Chromadorea, Rhabditida, Metastrongylidae. The record is from the annotation of a GenBank genome assembly.